Molecule: messenger RNA, 701 nt
Organism: Malurus melanocephalus (red-backed fairy wren)
Lineage: Eukaryota; Metazoa; Chordata; Aves; Passeriformes; Maluridae
Product: cGMP-dependent protein kinase 1-like
Exons: 8
Molecular function (GO): cGMP-dependent protein kinase activity; ATP binding
Source: RefSeq, a predicted model, not a curated record
AUGGCCACCCGAAGGCACGGUGGCCAGCAGCAGCAGCAGCAGCAGGGCCGGUGCAGUCACCGGCACAAAGGCACCGUCACUCGUGGCUCCGGAGCCGUCCAUCAUGGGAAGGUUGAAGUGACAAAAGAGGGAGUGAAGCUCUGCACCAUGGGACCUGGCAAAGUUUUUGGGGAGUUAGCCAUCCUCUACAACUGCACCCGGACAGCUACUGUCAAAACUCUCGUAAAUGUGAAACUUUGGGCUAUUGAUCGGCAAUGUUUUCAAACAAUAAUGAUGAGGACAGGCCUCAUCAAGCAUACUGAGUAUAUGGAAUUUUUAAAAAGYGUUCCCACAUUCCAGAGCCUUCCCGAGGAGAUCCUUAGUAAGCUUGCAGAUGUCCUGGAAGAGACUCACUAUGAGAGUGGAGAGUACAUCAUCCGCCAAGGGGCUCGAGGGGACACCUUCUUCAUCAUCAGCAAAGGGAAGGUGAACGUUACCCGGGAGGACUCCCCCAGUGAAGAUCCCGUCUUUCUCCGCACUCUGGGGAAGGGGGAUUGGUUUGGAGAAAAAGCCCUCCAAGGGGAGGAUGUCAGGACAGCCAACGUCAUCGCAGCCGAAGCGGUCACUUGUCUGGUCAUAGACAGAGACUCCUUCAAGCACCUGAUCGGGGGCCUGGAUGAUGUCUCCAACAAAGCCUACGAGGAUGCAGAAGCAAAAGCAAA